Oldenlandia corymbosa var. corymbosa is the source of this 4269-nucleotide messenger RNA. The record is from the annotation of a GenBank genome assembly. NCBI's taxonomy places the organism in Eukaryota, Viridiplantae, Streptophyta, Magnoliopsida, Gentianales, Rubiaceae.
AAAAAAAAAAAAAACAAAAGAAAAUUCUUCCUGAAAGAAAAAAAACAUAUGAACUGGGGUUUUACACAUCAACACAAACAUAUAUAUGUUGCAGCGCCAAACCAAACCACCGGAAAACACCCUUUUCAGAGCGUUUUCCACCGCCCCCUGCUCUGUUUCCGCCUAUGCCAGUCAUCCCUCUUUAUUCUUUCUUUCUUCCUUCUUGAAGCUAAAUCCCAAUGAAAUAAGGCUCAAAACCCACCAUGGCUAUGCUCACACACUUGUGAAUUGACAUCAUUCCAUAACUGUAGCAGUUGUAUAAACCCACUCCAAAGAAAUUGGAACUUUGAAUUCACUAUUUUGAUAAUCGAAAAGCAGCCAUAAUGCCUUCUUACUCACCAUUUUUCAUCAGCAACCUCAGGCUGAAAGCCACCCCUUGUCUCAUAAAAUCCAUGUCUUCCUUACCCUUAUUGAAAUUUAAUCGUGGGUUUCAUUUUUCAACUCAAUUUCCUGUCUUCCGCCACCACCACUACCGCCGGUCCAGAGCCGGCGUUGCCUUCCCCAAUUUCAUCUGCUCUGCCUCUCGUCCCCCUCCUCCUCUCCCUUCUUCCUCUGCCUCUGUUUUACUGAAGAGAAUUGGAAAAAAUGCAUCUUCAUCAUCAUCUUCUUCUUCUUCUCCUUCAGUGCUGCCUUAUUUUUAUCAGCAGAGUGCGGGGUAUGGGAGGUUUGCAUAUGACGAGUAUGAAUCAGAGGAGGAUGAUUACCAGUCUGACCGUGAUUCAGGGUCCAAGCAAAUGUGUGCUUCAACCCUUGAUAACAUUGAAGAAUGGAGAAUGAGGCUGACCAAGCUUCGGCGGAAUGAAGGUCAACAGGAACUUGUAUCCAGGGAAAGGAAAGAUCGACGAGAUUUCGAGCACCUUUCUGCCUUGGCAACUAGGAUGGACUUACAUAGCCGUCAGUAUUCCAAAGUAGUUGUAUUUAGUAAAGUCCCAUUGCCCAACUAUAGAUCAGACCUUGAUGAGAAGCGUCCUCAGAGGGAGGUGGUCUUGCCAUCUGGGUUGCACAGUCGAGUAGAUGCUUCUCUCAAAGCUUACUUUUCUAGAAAAGCUAAAGACAAGGAUUCCUUUGCACAUAGUGGGAGGUUAAAGUCAAAUAAUAAUUGUGGUCUUUUUAAUGGCGAUGAUCUCUCAGACAGCCAGGAUUCCACUCGAAGUGUGGUUGCUGAAAAAAUUCUUCAGCGUCGGAGCUUGAGCAUACGCAAUAAACAACAAAAUUGGCAGGAGUCUGCAGAAGGCCAAAAGAUGCUACAAUUUCGAAGAACUUUGCCUUCUUAUAAAGAGAAAGAAUCAUUGCUACGAAUGAUUUCUCAAAACCAGGUGGUGGUUGUGUCUGGUGAAACUGGUUGUGGCAAAACCACUCAAUUACCACAGUACAUUUUAGAAUCUGAGAUUGAAGCAGCUCGCGGAGCCACUUGCAGUAUUAUCUGUACUCAGCCUAGACGGAUCUCUGCAAUGUCUGUUGCUGAAAGAGUUGCUGCAGAGCGAGGGGAGAACUUAGGAGAAUCUGUUGGUUAUAAAGUUCGGCUUGAAGGAAUGAAAGGAAGGGAUACACGACUUUUGUUUUGCACCACUGGCAUUCUUUUAAGGAGGUUACUAGUCGACAGAAAUUUGAAAGGGGUUACUCAUGUUAUUGUUGAUGAAAUCCACGAACGUGGAAUGAAUGAAGAUUUUCUUUUAAUUGUCCUCAAGGAUCUCCUUCCUCGUCGACCAGAACUGCGGUUGAUUUUGAUGAGUGCAACUCUUAACGCUGAGCUUUUCUCAUCCUAUUUUGGCAGUGCUCCGAUGAUCCAUAUUCCCGGUUUCACAUACCCAGUUCGCAGUCACUUCUUGGAAAAUAUUUUGGAAAUGACAGGUUAUAGGUUAAAUCAGUACAACCAGAUUGAUAAUUAUGGUCAAGAUAAGUCAUGGAAAAUGCAGAGGCAGGCUCUUCGAAAAAGAAAGACUCAAAUCGCUUCAGCUGUAGAGGAAGCUCUGGAUGAUGCAGACUUCCGGAAGUAUAGUCCUCGAACACGGGAGUCUCUGUCUUGUUGGAAUCCUGAUUCAAUUGGCUUCAACCUCAUCGAGCAUGUGCUUUGCCAUAUAUGUCAAAAAGAAAGGCCUGGUGCCAUUUUGGUGUUUAUGACUGGGUGGGACGACAUUAAUGCUUUAAAAGAUCAGCUUCAAGCAAAUCCUCUUUUGGGAGAUCCAAGCAGAGUUUUGCUUCUUGCUUGCCAUGGUUCUAUGGCUAGUGCUGAACAGAGAUUGAUAUUUGACAAGCCCCAAGAUGGAGUCAGGAAAAUUGUUCUAGCCACCAACAUGGCGGAAACAAGUAUCACAAUUAAUGACGUUGUUUUUGUUGUGGACUGUGGAAAAGCAAAGGAGACAUCUUAUGAUGCACUAAAUAACACUCCAUGUUUGCUUCCAGCCUGGAUUUCUAAGGCUUCUGCGCGGCAAAGGAGAGGAAGGGCUGGCCGUGUUCAACCUGGGGAGUGCUACCAUCUCUAUCCUAGAUUCGUAUAUGAUGCUUUUUCAGAUUAUCAAUUGCCCGAGCUUCUUAGGACCCCUUUGCAGUCUCUCUGUUUGCAAAUCAAAAGUUUACAGCUUGGGAGUAUUUCAGAGUUUCUUUCUAAGGCUCUUCAGUCACCUGAACCACUUUCCGUUGAAAAUGCUGUUGAAUAUUUGAAGGUCAUUGGAGCUUUAGAUGAGAAAGAGGACCUUACUCUUCUAGGGCACAACCUUUCAAUGCUUCCCGUGGAACCAAAAUUGGGAAAAAUGCUUAUCUUUGGGUCUAUAUUCAAAUGUUUGGAUCCGAUAAUGACUGUUGUUGCUUCUUUGAGUGUCAGAGAUCCCUUUUUGAUGCCGUUUGAUAAGAAGGAUCUUGCUGAAUCUGCAAAAGCUCAAUUUUCUGCUCGGGAAUUCAGUGAUCAUCUGGCCCUCAUUCGGGCUUUUGAUGGUUGGAAGGAAGCUGAGAAAAACCAAUCAGGAUAUGAGUAUUGUUGGAGAAACUUUCUCUCUGCACAAACUUUGAAAGCAAUAGAUUCCCUUCGUAAGCAAUUCUUCCAUCUAUUAAAGGAUAUUGGUCUUGUUGAUGAUGUUGAAAGUUGCAACAAGUGGAGCCAUGAUGAGCAUCUCGUACGUGCACUCAUAUGUGCUGGUCUCUUUCCUGGAAUUUGCUCUGUCGUUAACAAGGAGAAGUCAGUUUCUUUAAAAACGAUGGAGGAUGGUCUGGUGCUUUUGCACUCUAAUUCUGCAAAUGCCCAGGAGCCUAAGAUCCCAUAUCCCUGGCUAGUUUUUAAUGAAAAAGUGAAAGUGAAUGCUGUAUUUGUGAGAGAUUCAACUGGCGUAUCUGAUUCUAUAGUGCUCUUAUUUGGUGGAAAAAUCAAUCAAGGCGGUCUAGAUGGACACCUGAAAAUGUUGGGAGGUUAUUUGGAGUUUUUCUUGAAACCUGCAUUGGCUGGUACCUAUCUUACCCUAAAGCAAGAGCUGGAUGAACUUAUUCAGAAGAAGCUUUCAAAUCCGAAGACUGACAUCAGCAGCUAUGAUGAGCUCCUAUCAAUAGUAAGAUUUCUGGUUUCACAAGAUCAAUGUGACGGUAGGUUUGUCUUUGGUCGCCAAUUGCCAACAUCCUCCAAAAAAGCCAAAAAUGAGGCACAAGUAGGCACCCAAAAGGGUGGGGGUGGUGAAAAUGCCAAGACCCAUCUUCAAACAUUGCUCCUAAGGGCUGGACAUCAAGCUCCUACCUACAAGACUAAACAAUUGAAGAACAAUAUGUUCCGAGCCACUGUUAUGUUCAAUGGAUUGGAUUUUGUUGGACAGCCUCACGGUAGUAAGAAAGAGGCAGAAAAGGAUGCUGCUGCUGAGGCUUUACGAUGGUUGACCGGUGAAUCUCAAUGUGAUCGUGAAACAGUUGAUCAUAUGUCAGCUAUUCUAAGGAAAAACAAGAAGAAACAGCAAAUUCCUUCUGCAAGGUGGAGGUAAUCAGCCAAAGACUAAGGGCCCUGCUUGGCACGAUGUUUUGGAAUGAGUUUAUGUAGGGGUGUUCGAACUGGUGGUCUUCCGGCUAUGUUCGGUUUCACAUUUUAAAGAAGAACCGAAUAACUGGCCGAGUGAGUGAAACGGUCUCUGCCGGUUUGGUUUUUGGUUAAAACCAUUAACCGAUUAUCAGAUUAGGGAUGCAUAGGAGAGCAAGACACAGCUCCCAUGAUGAAUUUAUAUAGCUGAACAGCUUUCUGGUGAAAUACUAAAAAGGGGG